Nerophis lumbriciformis (worm pipefish) is the source of this 4251-nucleotide messenger RNA. RefSeq lists its product as uncharacterized. NCBI's taxonomy places the organism in Eukaryota, Metazoa, Chordata, Actinopteri, Syngnathiformes, Syngnathidae. The record is from RefSeq and is a predicted model, not a curated record.
UCCACCCUAAUUUCCGGUAUGGGGGUUUGAAAAUAAGACCUGGUGCUAGCGUGAUUAAAGAAAAGUCGCAGGGUGAGACCAUAAAAAAAAUGUAAAGUCAAAUGUUUACUAUGUGUCUUGAAGGUCAGCUCGUUCCAAAAUCUUGCCCCACUGGACACCAGCUCAUAACGCGUUACGUAGAGUUUAUUCAAACAAUUUUUAGCCACGCUAAUUAGUUCAUUUCAAGUGGCACUUCCGGAAUGAGUGGCAAGCGAGACACGCCAGUUAAAGUGGCGUUCACCUGGCAACACGCUCGGAAGAGACGUCAGAAAUGCAAAAUUUACGAAACACUUCCUGAAGAGCCUGAAGUGGAGGAGGACCCGGAUGUGAAGGAGGACCCGGAUGAGAAGAAAUUCAAAGGUGCUGGCCAAACCAGCGCCCAGUCAUCACAAUGUCAAUCAUCGAGCACCGCCUUCGCCCAAAAAAGCAAUAUACUUCAUCAAGAGCUGAGCCCGGCAGUGACACCAGGGGGCGCCAUUACAAAGACCACGGCCUCAAGUUCCAGCUCAGUUGAUGACGACGAGGAUGAUGACUGCUUCUCCUCAUACUCCAGCUCCGUUCCUUCCCCAGAGAUCUUCCGACAUGAACUCUACGCGGCCGACGCCUCUCAUUUUCCCGCCGUGGGCGACGUGGCGGAUCUCCACGUGCAGGUGAAGAACUCCACCUUGAUCAGCAGCAGCCACGCUGAGAGCAUCCUCAGCCACCAGUCCCCCAACGUCUCCACCAUCUUGGUUGCUGCAGAAAAGCCCUUGAAGACGAUGAAGUCCCCUAAACUGCUACCUCUGAUCAGCUGCUGUCUUCUCAGCUGUCCACCAGGAAGCGACUUCUGUGCAAGAAGGUUCGCUUUAAAAGCCCCCUGGUGGCGGAGAUGCAUGCAGACAGUGGCGUGUCCGCACCAGCCAGGUUCUUCGACUUCAUCAACGAGUCCCAGGCGCAGGACUUCUUGAGGGGAUCCCAGGAGCGAUGUGAUCAACUCUCAAGGAUUGCUUCGUUUCCUCUCACGGUUGCACCCAACCGGAAUUUGGCCAGCGACAUCUUCAGUCCUGUCAAACUAAGUUAGUGAAAAAUAUCCCUUCUGAACUACAAUGUAUUCUCUAUAACCAGCAUGUUCUGCUAUUUUUGAGAACCUAUUGCAAAAAUACCAGUCAAAAAUCCUUUAUAACCAGAGUGAUCUGUUGUUUUUGAUAACUUGUUAAAAAUUCCAAGUCAAAAAUCCUCCUUAACCAGAGUGCUCUGCUGUUUUUGAGAACCUGUUGCGAAAAUACCAGUCGAAAAUCCUUUAUAACUAGAGUGAUCUGUUGUUUUUGAUAACCUGUUGCAAAAAUGCCAGUCAAAAAUCCUCCAUAACUAGACUGCUCUGCUGUUUUUGAGAACCUGUUACAAAAUACGCGAGUCAAAAAUCCUCUUUAACCAGAGUGCUCUGCUGUUUUUGAGAAGUUGUUGCAAGUAUGCUAGUCAAAUAUCCUUUACAACAAAGUGCUCCUCUUUUUUAGAGAAGUGGUUGUCAGUCAAAAAAAAUCCUCUAACUGGAUUGUACUGUUGUUUUUUAAAAAGGUUUGCAAAAUGCUGCUCAAAUAUCCUCUAACAAGAGUGCUCUGCUGUUUUUGAGAACCAAUUGUAAAAAUGCUAGUACAAAAUCCUCGAUAACAGAAGUGUUAUGCUGUUUUUGAGGAUCCUCCACAAAAUACUAGUCAAUUAUCCUCAUCUACAUAUAUGACAGCAGCACUGUGCUGUUUUUGAGAGAUAAUACAAAGACACAAGCCAAAGAUCCUCUUUUUGAAACAAACACUCUGCUGUUUUUGAGACCCUAUCGAAUAACUGCUAGUCAAAAAUCCUUUAAAACCGUAUUGCUCUGCUGUUUUUGAGAAGCCGUUGCAAAAUACGCCAGUCAAAAAUCUUCUAUAACCAGAGUGGUCUGCUGUUUUUGAGAACCAAUUGUAAAAAUGCUAGAGCAAAAUCCUCUAUAACCGAAGUGUUGUGCUGUUUUUGAGGAUCCACCACAAAAUACUAGUCAAUGAUCCUCAUCUACAUAUAUGACAGCAGCACUGUGCUGUUUUUGAGAGAUAGUACAAAGACACAAGCCAAAGAUCCUCUUUUUGACACAAACACUCUGCUGUUUUUGAGACCAUAUCGAAAAACUCCUGGUCAAAAAUCCUCUAUAAACAGAGUACUCUCCUGUUUUUGAGAAGCUUUUGCAAAUAUGCUAGUCAAAAAUCCUUUAAAACCGGAUUGCUCUGCUGUUUUUGAGAAGCUGUUGCAAAAUACGCUAGUCAAAAAUCCUCUAUAACCAGAGUGCUCUGCUGUUUUUGAGAACUAAAUGUAAAAAUGCUAGUACAAAAUCCUAUAUAACAGAAGUGUUGUGGGUUUUUUUUGAGGAUCCGCCACAAAAAUACGAGUCAGUGAUCUUCAUCUACAUAUAUGACAGCAACACUCUGCUGUUUUUGAGAAAUAGUACAAAGACACAAGCCAAAGAUCCUCUUUUUUGACACAAACACUCGGCUGUUUUUGAGACCCUAUCGAAAAACUGCUAGUCAAAAAUACUUUAAAACCGGAUUACUCUGCAGUUUUUGAGAAGCUGUUGCAAAAUACGCUAGUCAAAAAUCCUCUAUAACCAGAGUGCUCUGCUGUUUUUGAGAACCAAUUUUAAAAAUGCUAGUACAAAAUCCUCUAUAACAGAAGUGUUGUGCUGUUUUUGAGGAUCCACCACAAAAAUACGAGUCAAUGAUCUUCAUCUACAUAUAUGAAAGCAGCACUCUGCUGUUUUUGAGAAAUAGUACAAAGACACAAGCCAAAGAUCCUCUUUUUUGACACAAACAAUCUGUUGUUUUUGAGACCCUUUCGAAAAACUCCUGGUCAAAAAUCCUCUAUAAACAGAUUGCUCUCCUGUUUUUGAGAAGCUUUUGCAAAUAUGCUAGUCAAAAAUCCUUUAAAACCGGAUUGCUCUGCUGUUUUUGAGAAGCUGUUGCAAAAUAUGCCAGUCAAAAAUCCUCUAUAACCAGAGUGCUCUGCUGUUUUUGAGAACUAAAUGUAAAAAUGCUAGUACAAAAUCCUAUAUAACAGAAGUGUUGUGCUUUUUUGAGGAUCCGCCACUUCAUCUACAUAUAUGACAGCAGCACUCUGCUGUUUUUGAGAAAGAGUACAAAGACAUAAGCCAAAGAUCCUCUUUUUUGACACAAACACUCUGCUGUUUUUGAGACCCUAUCAAAAAACUGCUAGUCAAAAAUACUUUAAAACCGGAUUGCUCUGCUGUUUUUGAGAAGCUGAUGCAAUAUACGCUAGUCAAAAAUCCUCUAUAACCAAAGUGCUCUGCUGUUUUUGAGAACCAAUUAUAAAAAAAAUGCUAGUACAAAAUCCUCUAUAACAGAAGUGUUGUGCUGUUUUUGAGGAUCCGCCACAACAAUACGAGUCAAUGAUCUUCAUCUACAUAUAUGACAGCAGCACUCUGCUGUUUUUGAGAAAUAGUACAAAGACACAAGCCAAAGAUCUUCUUUUUUGACACAAACACUCUGCUGUUUUUGAGAAUCUAUCGAAAAACUCCUGGUCAAAAAUCCUCUAUAAACAGAGUGCUCUCCUGUUUUUGAGAAGCUUUUGCAAAUAUGUUAGUCAAAAAUCCUUAAAAACCGGAUUGCUCUGCUGUUUUUGAGAAGCUGUUGCAAAAUACGCCAGUCAAAAAUCCUCUAUAAUUCUGCUAUUUUUGAGAAAUAGUACAAAGACACAAGCCGAAGAUCCUCUUUUUUGACACAAACACUCUGCUGUUUUUGAGACCCUAUCGAAAAACUGCUGGUCAAAAAUCCUCUAUAACAAGAGUGAUUUGCUGUUUUUGAGGACCUGCCACAAAAGUGCUGGUCAAAAUGCCUCUUCACUAUAUGACAGGAGCACUUUGAAACAGGAUGUUUGAGUGGUUCUGUAAGGAAAUUGUGACACACGGUAAUAAAUUAUUGCAAAAUAUUUAAAAAAAAAGACUAUCUAUUUUGCAUGACUUUUAACAAAAGUGUAUGCUGUUCAACCACCACUAGAUGUCGCAACUGCAAUUUCACAAUAUCUUUUCAAACUGUCAUUUCAGUUAAUAGGUACGUGACAUAUUUGUGUAUAGUUUGUUACAUUGUAUUCAGCACUGUGGCGUUUUAGUCAUUCAAUCUGUAAUUGUAUCCAACCGAGUAUCGCAUAAAUGAUUUAUUUAACGGUCUCUUGUUUGUGUAAAAUAAAAAUAAA